UCGCCAAACACCGGCUCUGGGCUGGUCCAGUUGAGCCAAGAUGGCAGACUUUGAGGAGCAGCUCACUGAUGAGGAGAAGGUCCGCAUCGCAGCCAAUUUUGUUAUCCAUGCUCCACCAGGAGAGUUCAACGAAGUAUUCAAUGAUGUGCGGUUAUUGCUCAACAAUGACAAUCUGCUCAGAGAAGGGGCAGCUCAUGCCUUUGCCCAGUAUAAUAUGGAUCAGUUUACCCCCAUCAAAGUUAAGGAAGAUCAGGUGUUGAUCACAGAGCAUGGAGACCUGGGAAACGGGCGCUUCUUCGACCCUCGGAACAAACUUUCAUUUAAAUUCGAUCAUCUGAAGAAAGAGGCAAGUGACCCAAAGCCUCAUGAGGGUGAGGCAGCUUUGGAGUCGUGGAGAGAGGCAUGCGACACCGCUCUGAGGGCCUACAUCAAAGACCACUAUCCCACUGGAGUGUGCACAGUUUAUGGGAAAACCAUUGAUGGCCAGCAAACGAUCAUAGCAUGCAUCGAAGGACAUCAGUUUCAACCCAAAAACUUCUGGAAUGGCCGCUGCCGGUCAGAGUGGAAGUUCAGUGUGUCUCAGGCCACAGCUCAGGUGGUGGGUGUGCUGAAAAUCCAGGUGCAUUAUUAUGAAGACGGCAAUGUGCAGCUGGUCAGCCACAAAGACAUUCAAGAAUCUAUUGUCAUUUCUAAUGCAAAGCAGACUGCAGAUGAGUUUGUCAAGAUUAUUGAAAAUGCAGAAAACGAUUACCAGACGGCAAUCAGUGAGAACUACCAGACCAUGUCGGACACCACCUUUAAGGCCUUACGCCGGCAGCUUCCCGUCACUCGCACCAAGAUCGAUUGGAACAAGAUCCUCAGCUACAAGAUCGGCAAAGAGAUGCAGAAUGCUUAGACCUGACCCGGCAUGCCAACCCUCUGCUCGCGUUACUAGCCAAGAAACAAACUGAGAGGGGCCCAGGCCUGAACUCCAGGCUGGGGCCAAGCUUAGAGCACAGGCUUCUACGACAAGUGUGCUAACAUAUGUUUAUUUUAUUUUUUUGUUUUUGUUUUUGUUUUUGUUUUUGUUUUUACAAAAGCCAAGGUUCAACCUCAGCUGAAGAGACUGCCUCCUUUUCUGUAUGGUCGAAAGGCUGCGAGCUUGUUUUAAUCGGUUUAAAAACAGUCCUUGCUGUUGAACAAAUACCUCCUGCAACACCAGUGCACAGGGUCAGAAAUGUAUCCCCCCCUCCACCGUCUUAAUCAGCACCUCUUACACACACCAUGCUCAGAGGGAGUUUUCUGGACAUAGAUUAAAUGCAGUUCUCCAAUUAUUUCCAAUAAUGCACAUAUUUUUUAAUCAUGCUUUAAUGUAGCAGUUGAUUUUAGUUUUCCAGCUUUAGUAACUUUAAUAACUUUUUUAUUAUUAAUUUUUAAACCAAAAGUUGCUUUUCCUGAUUAAAUGGAAAGACCCCAGCAGAUCUGCAAGCACAGAAAGCAUUGGGUUGAUUACUGAGUCUGCCAGGUGUGGUGAACCACUUCCAGAUUUACAUGCUUGAGCUUAUCAUUAAGAUCAUCAUUGUGUACGUGAAAGCUGAAUUCUGCCUUAUAGUGGAUAAUUUGAGUUUAAAGCCUUUAUUUUCAUAUUUUAUUAUUUUUAAGGCAACAUUUAUGAUCUCAUUAGAUUGUCUAUACUCUAUUUUACAUUUAGUUUUAUUAUUAAUAUUAUUAUUAAUAAUAUUAAAUUACGGUUAAUGAUGUCUGCUGUCUUGAUCCUAAUUUGUGCCAAAUGUUAAAUGGUUCAUUUUUAUGUAAUAUUGUUGGAUAUAUUGAUUACUGUCGACUAAUUUUAAUUUUCCUCUUUCUCUUAUCUCUGUAGUCUUCUGAUGAGUUUCACAAAGCAAGCAUUUGUUCUUGAGGAUGAUGUUUUGUUUUUAAUUUUGUAUUAUACCUAUUAUAUUCAUAAUGUUGUAACCCCUGUCCAGAAAACAACCCCUGGAGGUCCGAAGGCCAUAUAACCACGUAAUGCUUGACACUUUCAGAUGCUGUUGUAAAAAUGAACGUCAAGUAACUCUCGCCACUCUGGAGAUCUUCUUGUUUGAUUGGUCAGCUGCAUGUACACUUUUUUUUUUCUUGUCCAAAUUUGAUACCUGUAUCAUGCCACCUUGUUCUGUCAGCACAGUAGCAGGUCUCCUAAAAUCAGUGUUGCCAGGUGGGCUCGUGUAAAUGUGCUGUCAUUUGAUUAUCAAGUUUUUGCCAAAGUAAGCAGCACUGUGUUGGUAUGGUCCACAGUUUCAGUUUACAGAUGUGGUGUUCAGUGUCCCUGUUUCUCUGAUUGGAAAUGGUCAGAAUAGCGCCCCCUGGUGUCAAAAACUGGUACACACUGUAUGCAGUCACAGAAAGUUUACUCUCAGUCUCUGCCUCUUUCCCCAAGCCUUUAUUACUAUUUUUUACAAAGUGUAUGAACAAAUAUGAUCCCAGAGGAAUAAAGAAUUUGCACCAAA
This is a messenger RNA of Astyanax mexicanus (Mexican tetra), 2483 nucleotides long. RefSeq names its product capping actin protein of muscle Z-line subunit alpha 1a (gene capza1a). Gene Ontology annotation, biological process: barbed-end actin filament capping; actin cytoskeleton organization. The transcript has 9 exons. NCBI's taxonomy places the organism in Eukaryota, Metazoa, Chordata, Actinopteri, Characiformes, Acestrorhamphidae. The record is from RefSeq and is a predicted model, not a curated record. The coding region runs from base 41 to 895 and encodes 284 amino acids. Gene Ontology annotation, cellular component: actin cortical patch; F-actin capping protein complex. Gene Ontology annotation, molecular function: actin filament binding.